GGGACGUAAAGGAGCCUUUAGAUUGGACUCAAGUUUUUGGUGAAAUAUUAAAUUAAACAAGAUUUACAUUGGCCUCUUGUCUAAUGGGAAUUAUUUCAACAGAAUGCAAUUUCAAGUGUUUAGCUGAAGUGUGAAUUUGCCACCCCAAGUAAAUGGGAUGUUUCCUUUGUUUUUGAAGGUGACACCAACUACAACGGGUUGUAAAGAAAAGACCGCUGCAGGCGUUCACCAUCGCUGCAUUCUUUCUUGCGCUGCAAAUAGACUAGCGUUCUGCUGAAGCAACUCGAUUGACAACAGUGUGGCUGAGAAAUUGGCCAGUCCUGUUCUGGUAUUAGAGUCUGUAUUAGCUGUUCCCCUUUCACAUGUUCACAUGAUUCCAGAAAUGUUUAUGCUUUGCAUUUAAAAAAAAAAAAAAAAAAAAAUUUAAAUGCUUCCAACACUUUGCUCUGGAUUCACGUAGAGAAGAACAAACCGAAUGGAAACUGUUAAGCUAUCCCCCCCAGUGUGUGUGAUCUGCAUUCUUUGGGCGUAAAUCUAAGUAGGAGAUACACAGGUCCUGAUGAGCUGGCACAUGUUUCAAUGUGGUUGUCCAAAAGCUCCUGUUCCCGACCCCUUCUAACUUGCUGUGGAAAAUGUUGUAUCGGCUCUAUUAAUGUAUAAAGAAAGGGUGUAUAACGAAGAAGAGUGAGAAGUGACCUUCUCCUAAGACAAAGAGCCAAUUAAGAACAGUUUAAAGUGAGCUGAAAGGUGUUGAAUUAGGUACAGAUGGAGUGCUUCUCUCGUCUUCCUCUGUGAUGCGUCUAUUUUGGGAGAAACCUGAGUCUGUGCUGGCUGCGCAGACACACAAGAAGCAGCUUUCUUUCUCCGAGCUGCCCCCUUGCCCUUCCUGCUCCUGCUGUAACAGUUGUCUUGAAGCUGCUGCACUCAUGGUCUUUUGUUUUGUCUUUCAGUCCUUUCAAGGAAGCCAAGGCCGGGCGUACCUCUUCAACGCUGUAGUGAAUGUGGGCUGUGGCCCUGCGGAGGAGCGAGUCCUGCUCACUGGCCUGCAUGCCGUGGCGGAUAUCUAUUGCGAAAACUGCAAGACCACCCUGGGCUGGAAAUAUGAGCAUGCGUUUGAGACCAGUCAGAAGUACAAGGAGGGCAAGUUCAUCAUCGAGCUGGCACACAUGAUCAAGGACAACGGCUGGGACUGAGCGCAGUGUGGUUUGGCAUGCAGCAGGGGGGUGGCCCUGGGUCGCCUCUCUGCCCCCCUACCACCUGCUUGUUGCAAAGUGAGAGAAGGACUGGAGCUGGACUGAGGGGGUCUCUGUGGGUCUCCCUCUCUGGUCGUGUGCACUCCUUUUCUCCCGCUCCCCCCAAGCAUCCACUCUGUGGACUCUAGACUUGACUGCUAGUGACCUCGCCUCGUGUGCUUGGGGGUGGGUGGGGAGUAUUGGAAAAAUGUCUCGGACAGUGCACUUGCUGUGCAGUGUUAGGGGUACCUGACGGUGAUCCUUGCUGGUUGGUCUCCAAGGAGGAGGGAGGGGGUGUUGACCCAAAAUGUGCUGACCAGGCUGCUGUAGUAGCCACUCCCAAGCAACUGGCCAGUUGUCACUGAGAUAAUGACCAAAAAUUGUGCUGGAAUGAGUUUCAACCCCAGUACAGGGGCUGGCGGCGUUUGCAGGGAAAUCUCCCCCAGCAAGAUGACUUGUGUAAACAUCCAGAUACAGAGAAGCCUUAAAGAAUCUCGAAGAUGCUGCCGGGUCCCUCCCUAGUGAUGGGGUGUUCCCUGCAUGCAGAGAGUGCCUGAUGUGUGACAAGCCAUGUGGGUUUGGACUCAUGGAAUGGGCAUGACCCCCCUUUUGACUGAAUCCCCAGGGAAAGACUGGUAGCUUGAGGCACAGCACAACCAAAGACCAUUUACCCCACCGCCCACCCAACCACAAAACCCAGGAAGUCUCAAUCACAUGUUCGGUGGGGCAAGGCAAGCCAACCAAUAUGAUGACUGGUGGAAAGCCAUUUUGGGUAGGACACCCCCUCUUCCUCCUUUUUGUGGAGUGAUAUGAAUGCAUUGUGUCUGCUUUUGCAGAAACUUGAGAUGUUAAUCUGUCUCUCUACCUGUGUGGUAUUUGCGUAUUCCAUUGUUAUAUGUGACGGCGAGCCUUUGUAAUGUAGCUGCUGCUCACUCUUGUUGUCGAGUACGUUUUGUUGCUGUGUCUCGUGUUGUUAAUGCAAACCUGUCUCAUAUGUUCGGGAGGCUUUGCUGUCUGCCUUGUUACUGAAAGCGCUUUGUUGUGCUGGUUGUUUACAAAUGAAAAUGCUUCACUGGGCCGUUCCUUUUCAUUUUACAUAAGAAGGCCGUCAUCAGUUGAAAUGUGAGAAAUGAAGACUUUUAAAUCCAAA
Messenger RNA from Polyodon spathula (Mississippi paddlefish), 2382 nucleotides. Its product is annotated as protein yippee-like 2. The record is from RefSeq and is a predicted model, not a curated record. The coding region runs from base 795 to 1193 and encodes 132 amino acids. The transcript is spliced from 3 exons. NCBI's taxonomy places the organism in Eukaryota, Metazoa, Chordata, Actinopteri, Acipenseriformes, Polyodontidae.